This is a messenger RNA of Gryllus bimaculatus (two-spotted cricket), 3338 nucleotides long. The record is from the annotation of a GenBank genome assembly. Lineage: Eukaryota; Metazoa; Arthropoda; Insecta; Orthoptera; Gryllidae.
CCCCCCCUUCCACAGCAACCAUGCAGCGUCGUCAUCGGGAAGUGUUGUGUAUUGGGGGAUGGACCGCAGCAGAUGACGUUUGGUGUCAGAGCGCGGCUGCCGGUGAACUGACAUUUGACGUUUACGAUUGUCCCAGGCAAGGGGAGAAAAUUGAAGAUAAGAUAAGGCCUGGUAAAGUUUGUGGUGAAGGGUGCCUACAGAACGGUUCUGUAAACCCUGGUUUGCUGUCCGGAUCUCGUUUCUAGUGUUGUCUUUAGAGUACAUAAUAAACGUGAUUUAUUGCGAUGAUGCUGCAGCCGUGAAGAGUUUGUUUUUGAUUUAUUGUAAACAAUUAUUGAAAUGAAAUGACACUUGUUUUAAAAAUAUAGAGUUUGAGCCAAUAAUUGCGUUUUUAUUUUGGCGUGAUGGAAAAGGAAAGGUUUACUUUACUUCUUCUUGAGCCAGGAGAAAUAUAUUUUGAAGAUUUCAGUGUUUUCUUGUUUCCUGAGAAUGUCACGGUUGUUGAUUAUGAAAGGAGAAGAGAAUUAGGUCGACUGAAGAUGUGUUCAAAAUCAAUUGUUUUUGAUCCAAAGGACAUUUUGCAGCCUAUUAUUAAAAUACCUCUGAAAGAGUGUACAAAAAUAUGUGAGUGGAAGGGAGAUGUAUUGUCCAAAGUUGCACCUACAAAUUGUGCUGUUGCUGUGGAAUGUAACCAAUAUGUGGAAAUGCUGGAAGGAAAUAUUUUGGCCCCUUAUGCAUUUAAAAAUGUGAAACGUAAAUUCAUAUUUCUCCUGAAUUAUGCUCGAAUAAUUGAUUGCUUGCCUCAAAUUAGUCAGCUACAUAGAGCAUCUACAUUACCAGUGGCAGAACAGAAUAGUAUGAUUGCUACAAUUGUUUACUCCAGACAAGCUAGAGUAAAUUUUGAUACAUUGUGGUUGGAGGAUUUGUACGAGAAAGUAGUUUUGGAGACCCAGGGAAAUAAAAUUACCCCACUUGUUGUGAAUCCAGGAAGAAUUCUGUUAACAUCAUCAAGAUUAUAUUUUCAACCUUACAAUAAUGUUGAACCAUAUCCUGUUCUUAAGAUACGCCUACAGGAUAUGAAACGAAUAAUUCGAAGAAGAUUUCUUUUGAGACAAGUGGGUUUGGAAAUUUAUUGCGACAACAGUUGUCAUGUGACUCAUCUAUUUCUUUCUUUCAAAUCUACAACUGAAAGAGAUACAUUGUAUCACAGUCUUCUUGCCCAGCCAUCUCUUAGAUUAGAUAACACAGACCAAGAAGUAAUGACCCUCCAGUGGCAGAAUGGAGUAAUAUCCAACUAUGACUACCUGCUAUAUCUUAAUAGCCUUGCUGAUCGAACAUUCAAUGACUUAACACAGUAUCCAAUAUUUCCAUGGAUUCUUUCUGAUUAUUCUUCUCCAAAGUUGGAUUUGCAAGAUCAAAAAUCAUUCAGGGAUCUGACAAAACCUGUUGGGGCCCUUAAUGAAGUACGCCUUGCAAGAUUAAAGGAACGAUUUGAAGAAAUGUCACAUCCAAAAUUCUUGUAUGGUUCACAUUAUUCUGCUCCAGGCUUUGUACUGUUCUACUUGGUCCGAAAAUAUCCACAUUAUAUGUUAUGUCUUCAGAAUGGAAGAUUUGAUCAUCCUGACAGAAUGUUUAACAGUAUUCCAGAUGUGUGGAAAAAUGUUUUAACAAACAUGUCAGAUUUCAAAGAACUAGUCCCCGCAUUUUAUGAUCUCCAAGAAGGAGGAAGUUUCCUUACUAAUAAUUUAGGCAUUAAUUUUGGUUACCGUCAUGAUGGCAUUAAAGUGGGGGAUGUUGAAUUACCUUGCUGGGCAGAUAGCCCACAAGAUUUUGUCAAAACUAUGAGAAAUGCUUUAGAGUCAGAAUAUGUAUCAAAUAAUCUCCACCACUGGAUAGACUUAAUUUUUGGGUACAAGCAAAGUGGGGCAGAAGCAGAAAAGGCAGAUAACGUUUUCUACUACUUAUGUUAUGAAGGAGCAGUUGACUUGGAUUCAAUAAAAGAAAUAAAUGACAGGCAUGCUCUUGAAGUACAAAUUAUGGAAUUUGGUCAGAUUCCAAAACAGGUUUUUACAUUGCCACAUCCAUGCCGAGUUACUGGUUUACCUGCAAUGAUCACUGUAAAUAAUGAGUCAGAAAGCUCAGCAGAAAGUGGAAGUUUAUUUCGCCAAAGAUUGCAUAGUGCCUCUGGAUUUCCUGUGUGGAAUAAUAUGAUUAAUCUGACAACAACAUGUUCAUUUCAAGCUCACAAGGAAGCUGUAAGUGCAGUUGCCGUGUCUCAAAGUAAGCAGUUCGUUGUGUCAGUUGGCCAUGACUCUCUCUUGAAAAUGUAUACACUUCAUGAGAAGAGACAAGUUCGCAGUGUCACUUUGUCAUCCAUGGCAUUGUCGUCAUGCAUCAUCUUGCCAGAUGACAAAACACUACUUGUGGGUUCAUGGGACAAUAAUGUCAUUUUGUAUAAUCUGGAAUUUGGUCGCAUAGUAGACUCAGUGAGAGGCCACGAGGAUGCAGUUUCUUGCCUUGCCUGGGGGUACAAGUCAAAGGUGCUAGUCUCAGGAUCUUGGGAUUGUUCAGUGCAAGUGUGGCAUGAUAUUUCUGAUGGUCGGAAAAUAAAACCAGCUUCGGCUCUGCUUGCCCAGCUGGAUCACGAUGCACGCAUCACAUGCUUGCAUUUAAACAGGGACAAUAAACUUCUUGUUACUGGAACGCAAGAUGGGGAAAUAUUUCUGUGGAAUAUGGAAACUCAUUCUUUGAUUCAGCCUCUUCCAGGACACAAAGGUGUAGUUCAUGCUGCCAACUUCAGCCCUGACAGUAAAAAGCUUGUCUCGUGUGGGGAUGACUGCUCCUUCAAAGUUUUAGAUCUGACUACAAGAAUGCAAGUUUAUUCUAAAAUUGUUGAUGAAGAGUUAAGAUGUCUUGCUUGGGAUGGAUUGACUCUUCUCCUUGGUGGCAGUUUGGGGACUCUUUUUAUAUGGGACUUGGUGAAUGUGCAGCUUCUUAAACAGAUAAAUGCACAUGCUGGUCCAUUACUAACCAUAGCUGUAUCUGAAGAUGGCACUGUGGUGUGCACUGGUGGAGAAGAUCGCCGUGUUGUGAUAUGGGAACCUAGUUCAUAGUUGUAAUGUGUAAAUGUACAGAUAUUAUUCUAGCUCUUAUUUGAAAUAAGGCCAGUUUGCCCUUUCGUUGUGUCUCUAAAUUGUAUUAGGUAUUAAAAAGAGGGAUUAGUUUAGUGUCCCCAUGUGCCUUUGUGGGAAUACCAUAUAAUGGUAAUGUUGUUAUUGCAAAAUUGUGAAAUAUUUUUUAAGAGUAUUUUAAUAAAAUGCUUAUAUCUUCAAAUUUUU